Messenger RNA from Condylura cristata (star-nosed mole), 870 nucleotides. RefSeq names its product speedy/RINGO cell cycle regulator family member C (gene SPDYC). The record is from RefSeq and is a predicted model, not a curated record. Gene Ontology annotation, biological process: positive regulation of cyclin-dependent protein serine/threonine kinase activity. Gene Ontology annotation, molecular function: protein kinase binding. Lineage: Eukaryota; Metazoa; Chordata; Mammalia; Eulipotyphla; Talpidae.
AUGAGUGGUGCCCAAGACUCUGCCAUUGUCAGGGCGAUCGCCCCCAAGGUGACGCUAGCUGACUGGCGCAGUCUGGGCAGGAGCGGUGGGCACCCCCACCCCCAGCGGCACCGGGAGCUCCAGGUUUUCCUCAGUCUUCUGGAACACAGUUUCCUCCAGGAAUUCCUCUCCAAAGACCCUUGUUUCCGGAUUUCUGAUAAGCACCUCCUCGCCAUGGUGCUGCUCUACUUCCGGCGAGCCAACCUGACGCUCAGCGGCUACACCCCCGGCAACCUGCUCCUGGCGCUGUACCUUGCAAACGACAUGGAGGAAGACUAUGAAGACCCCAAAUGUGUGAUUUUUCCAUGCAAAGACUGGCCACAGCGGAUGACGGGCUUCCUGUGCCAGAGGGACCAGCUGUGGGCACGGACACUUCGGGCCAUGGUGAGCCAGCAGUGUCGCGAGGAGGUCAUGGCCAAGGAGCCGUCUCACUGGGCCUGGGCCAGGGCGCGGCGCCCCCCUCACGGUGGGGCUCAGAGGGGCUGCCCGAAGGCCCAGGCUCCCCGGCCGGGCCCUGGCCUCUCACCGCCCCUCUGCUCCCGCUGUGGGGCUGAAGACCCCUUCAUCCUUCGGCCCGAGCUGCACUGGGGCCAGGCGUCUACACCCUCCACGCUGUGUGAGCUCCGAGGCUCCUCCCUGAGCCUCAGUCCGUCCUCUGUCCUCUCCCCCGAGUCCUCCCGAAGCCCCCCCCCAGGCCCUGACACUGACAGGGUGAAGCCCUGCCUGCCGCCUGCCAGCCCAGCGCUCUGCUGGCUGGGACACCAGUGGCCCCAGCCUCCGGCUGGCAGCACUGCCCACAUCCCCUCCUCCCUGCAUCGUGUACCCCUCUGA